Molecule: messenger RNA, 1896 nt
Organism: Gadus macrocephalus (Pacific cod)
Lineage: Eukaryota; Metazoa; Chordata; Actinopteri; Gadiformes; Gadidae
Gene: sirt2
Product: sirtuin 2 (silent mating type information regulation 2, homolog) 2 (S. cerevisiae)
Exons: 16
Coding region: 180-1349 (389 amino acids)
Molecular function (GO): NAD+ binding; histone deacetylase activity, NAD-dependent
Source: RefSeq, a predicted model, not a curated record
ACGGACAAUAACAACCAAGUCCGACCAAUAAGCAGGCGAUUGAUGGGAAUCUGAUAUUGAACUCGGGUCUGUCUUGCUUAUUGUCAAUAGGACUACAGCAGCGUCGCUAAACCCGUCGGCUUGAGCAGGCGUGUGUUUGUAGAGAUUAGGAUAGCUGUGGAUAUCUCAGGGUCGAAUCAAUGUCUGAUACUUCAGAAUUUCCCCAGAAGGAAGAAAAGGAGGACAUCACACCCGAGGAAGAACAAGGGAACCAAUCAGAAGACAGCAGCGAGGACGAGGCCUCCGGGGCGACAGAGAUGGACUUUCUGCGUAACCUCUUCUCCAGCACCCUGGGCCUUGGCUCGGUGGAGAAGGUUCUAGAUGAGCUCAACCUGGAAGGGUUGGCGCGUUACAUACAGAGUGAAAAAUGUAAAAACAUAGUCUGCAUGGUGGGAGCAGGGAUAUCCACCUCGGCUGGGAUUCCAGACUUUCGCUCCCCAGGGACUGGUCUCUAUGCCAACCUGCAGAAAUAUAACCUGCCGUAUCCAGAGGCCAUCUUUCAGAUUGACUACUUCAAGAAACAUCCUGAGCCAUUCUUUGCCCUGGCUCGGGAACUCUACCCAGGACAGUUUAAGCCUACAGUGUGUCACUACUUCAUGAAGAUGCUGAAGGACAAGGGACUGCUCAGGCGCUGCUAUUCACAGAACAUCGACACCCUGGAACGGGUGGCCGGUCUGGAGGGAGAUGACCUGAUCGAGGCUCAUGGAACGUUCUUCACCUCCCACUGCGUCAGCUUCUCCUGCCGCAAAGAGUACAACCUGGAGUGGAUGAAAGAGAAGAUCUUCUCUGACGACAUCCCCAAGUGUGACAAGUGUAGCAGUCUGGUCAAGCCAGAUAUCGUCUUCUUCGGAGAGAGUCUUCCUGUCCGAUUUUUCACUUCAAUGAAGAUGGACUUCCCGCAGUGUGACCUCCUCAUCAUCAUGGGAACGUCCCUGCAGGUCCAGCCUUUCGCCGGUCUAGUGGGCAGAGUUUCCAAGAGCUGCCCCAGACUGCUCAUUAACAUGGAGAAGGCAGGACAGGCUGACCCGUUCUUUGGGGUGUUAGACUUUGGGGGAGGGAUGGACUUUGACUCAGAAAAGGCUUACAGGGAUGUAGCUCACAUCAGUACGUGUGACGAGGGCUGUCUGGCCCUUGCUGACCUGCUUGGAUGGAAGGGUGAGCUGGAGGAGCUGGUGAACAGCGAGCACAGCCGUAUAGAAGCUGAGGACCAGCAGGAGGAAGCCAGUGGAGCUGCCAGCGCUGCGGCCGAGGCUGGCACACCACCGGCCGCCCCGGAAGACAAGACCACGGACCAGCAAACCAACGAUUAAACAUAAAAUGAUUGGAGGUCGUCCUCCUUGCUUGACCAAUGGGACGGUGAGAUGAGUCCUGGCGUGCGAUUGGUUUAGAAGGGUAUUUACUGUACAGGGGACGGGGAUUCAUUCACAAACAGAUGUACAGGGUGUCUGACCUUUUCUUCUCUCCUUUGCACCUUACUAAUACAGACUUUUAGCUCCCAGGAACUCAUGCUUUCUUUUGGUGUAACGGUCCCCCCCCAAAAAUGAGUUGACUUUUGGAAUUAUAUAUAUAUAUUAUUAUCCUCAUAAAAUGUGUUUACUUUUAGAUUAUAUAGUUUACUAUUAGAUUAUAUAUAUAUAUAUAUAUAUAUAUAUAUAUAUAUAUACGACCCUGUGUGUGUGUGUGUGUGUGUGUGUGUGUGUGUGUGUGUGUGUGUGUGUGUGUGUGUGUGUGUGUGUGUGUGUGUGUGUGUGUGUGUGUGUGUGUGUGUGUGUGUGUGUGUGUAAACGUAAACAAAAAAAUGUCCCGACCCAACUUCCAUGUAUCCCGGAGCCACAACCCUAAACUGACCCUGUUGUG